UAUUAUAUACGACGAACGCUAAAUCUUAUCAGUAUUCAUUGAGACUGAAUCAGAAGAAGAAUUAAAAUGUUUCAAAGGACGUCGGUUUUACUCUGCAGAGUGGAAAGAUUCGCUCAAACCAGAACGAUAACCAACAAUGUCGGUUUCAUCGGUUUGGGAAACAUGGGUUCCCACAUGGCCAACCAUUUGGCUAAGCAAGGAAGGAAACUGAAAGUUUUCGACGUGGUAGCUGAUGCCGCCAAGAGCGUACCCGGUGCGAUCGUCUGCAAAACCCCACAGGAGGCUGCAACCGAUGUUUCCGUUGUCUUCACCAUGUUACCAGACGGUAACGUCGUCAAGGAUACCGUACUCCGUAACGAGGGCAUCGCCAAGGGAAUCAAGAAGGACGCCCUCAUGAUCGACUGCUCCACCAUCGAACCAACCACCGCCAAGGAACUCCACACCAUCGCCAAAGACAACGGAUACCGUUUCAUCGAUUGCCCCGUAUCCGGAGGAGUAACCGGUGCUGCUGCUGGCACAUUGACCUACAUGAUCGGAGGUGACAUCAAAGACGUAGACACCGCCAGACAAUACCUGCUCCAGGCUGGCAAAAACAUCUUCCACUGCGGCGGCCCAGGAGCCGGACAGGUUGCUAAGCUCUGCAACAAUUUGAUCCUUGGUGUCACAAUGGCCGGUACCGCCGAAUCCAUGAACAUGGGUCUUAAGUACGGACUUGACCCCAAGGUCUUGACCGACAUCAUCAACGUCUCCACCGGAAGGUCGUGGUCUUCGGAGACUUACAACCCACAUCCAGGAAUCCUCCCCAACGUUCCAUCUAGCAAGAAUUACGAUGGUGGAUUCAUGGUUAAAUUGAUCGCCAAAGAUUUGGGUCUCGCCGAAGGCGCCGCCUUGGCUGCCAACGCUCCAGUUCCAAUGACCGCAGCUGUCCAUCAACUUUACAGAGCUAUGAUGAACCAUGGCUUGGGCGACAAAGAUUUCUCAGUCAUCUACCAAUUCUUGCAAGGCAAGAAAUUCUAAAUAUCACCAGCGAACAACGACAAUCUCAAGUACAAACUUCCUCACAAUGAAUACUGCAUUUUUUUUUAAAUUUGAAACAUUUUAUACUCUAAAUACCGAAUAAACAAAAUGGUUGUUAUAAGAA
This is a messenger RNA of Nicrophorus vespilloides, 1141 nucleotides long. RefSeq names its product NAD-dependent L-serine dehydrogenase. Gene Ontology annotation, biological process: L-valine catabolic process. Gene Ontology annotation, cellular component: mitochondrion. Lineage: Eukaryota; Metazoa; Arthropoda; Insecta; Coleoptera; Silphidae. The coding region runs from base 67 to 1017 and encodes 316 amino acids. The record is from RefSeq and is a predicted model, not a curated record. Gene Ontology annotation, molecular function: NAD binding; 3-hydroxyisobutyrate dehydrogenase activity; NADP binding. The transcript has 2 exons.